GGACCCAGUCGUGUAAAUCUAUGAAGGACAGGAGAAAGAUUCCAUUGAAUGAGAGGACCACAAUAAAAUUUAAGUUCAAAAAUAGCAGGAAGUGCUCGGGCACAUCAAUUAGCCCUUGGAAUGAGGGAGUUGAGAAAAUAGCUCUUUGGUUUGGUGUUAACCAUGAUGAAAAACAUGACAAGAAAAAGAGAUCUGGGCAAAUUCUUGGGGAAACUAUGGAUAAUUCACAGGGCAUCACGUGUGUAAAUUAGGCAUGAUUGAUUUAGACUUUGUAUACUUGUUUAGGGAACUGGCAGCUGCUACUUUUUCAAGAGUAGCGCUAGUCAAAGAGAGUUUUUUUCUAUUUGAUCUUUACAGAUUUCCGAAGGGGUAUUUUUCCAACUUCACAAGAUCUAGAGUUUUUGCUCCUAAAAGUGAGGUUCCAAAUAUCUUUGAAAGGACUCUUGUUGGAGCCAAACGUGCCACAGUCACCUUAUCAAUUAUUUCAUUUAGUCAAACACCGUGCUUAACAGAUAUGUAUAGACUGUUCAUUGGGUUGAAAGAUCUUAAUUUCAUUGCUCAACGGAAAGAACAAAAGACAGAGAAGUUUGCCUGAAUUUCUUUGGACAUUAUUUUAUGACUUUACUGUAAGUACCAAGUACACAUUGAUAAUUACUUGAAUAAUUAUCUGGCUUACUGCUUGUGAAUUGAUGGAAGAAAGGUUAUUUGUUGAA
Molecule: messenger RNA, 713 nt
Organism: Olea europaea var. sylvestris
Lineage: Eukaryota; Viridiplantae; Streptophyta; Magnoliopsida; Lamiales; Oleaceae
Exons: 2
Coding region: 254-595 (113 amino acids)
Source: RefSeq, a predicted model, not a curated record